Medicago truncatula (barrel medic) is the source of this 777-nucleotide messenger RNA. RefSeq lists its product as uncharacterized. Bases 1 to 777 code for a protein of 258 amino acids. The record is from RefSeq and is a predicted model, not a curated record. The transcript has a single exon. NCBI's taxonomy places the organism in Eukaryota, Viridiplantae, Streptophyta, Magnoliopsida, Fabales, Fabaceae.
AUGGAAGAAAUAAUUGCUCGUGCUGAAUGUUAUGUGAAAGGAGAGGAAUGCAAUGCAGAAAAAAGAGCUAGGGAUGCCAAGGAAAAAGGAAACUCAGGAGCAGAACGCAGGAAUCCUUAUGUUCCACCCAACAGAAACAGAGGGGCAUUCAAAAAACCAUAUGAGAGGAGUCAACACCGUUAUGCUACCGAGCACUUCACUCCUUUGAAUACUCGUCCCGAAAGGAUCCUCAAAGAAGUUCUCGAAUCGAAAAUCAUCCCGUCUGCUCCAGUGGCUCGAGGCAGGUUUUUGGGGAACAACCGAGACGCAUGGUGUAAGUAUCACAUGAUACAGGGCCACGACACGGAUGAAUGCGUUCAUCUGAAAAGGGAAAUUGAAAAGCUCAUUCAAAGCGGAAAACUGCGAGGAUACGCUAAGGAGAGAAGUAACAAUGAAAAACAACCAGACAAGCUCAACCCCGAACCUAAGCACAUAUUACACACUAUUUCAGGAGGUUUUGCUGGGGGCGGGGAAUCAAGAAAUUUAAGAAAGAAGUAUGCUCGCCAGGUGAUGCUUUUGGGAGACAAUUUUUCAUCAUCCUCGGAAAAAUACCCCGAUAUCACUUUUUCAUCAAAAGAUUUCGAGCAAGUAAUCCCUCACGACGAUGAUCCUUUAGUCGUCUCUAUUCAGUUGCUUAACUGGGAAAUUAAGAGAGUACUCGUGGAUACAGGUAGUUCUGCAGAUGUUUUGUAUUACGACGCUUUCAGUAAAAUGGGUUUGAAUGAGGAACAACUUUAG